Messenger RNA from Uranotaenia lowii, 1763 nucleotides. RefSeq lists its product as uncharacterized. NCBI's taxonomy places the organism in Eukaryota, Metazoa, Arthropoda, Insecta, Diptera, Culicidae. Gene Ontology annotation, cellular component: nucleus; cytoplasm. The transcript is spliced from 4 exons. Gene Ontology annotation, molecular function: DNA endonuclease activity. Bases 440 to 1744 code for a protein of 434 amino acids. Gene Ontology annotation, biological process: apoptotic DNA fragmentation; apoptotic process. The record is from RefSeq and is a predicted model, not a curated record.
GCUCAUGUUUUGCACUACACAAAUCGUCACAUAAAUACACAUAACGUUGGCCCACACGCGGAAGCGAGACAAAUUUUCAUUCAUUUCCAGGCAACGCAGCAGAGAUCUAUCAAUUACAUACUAUAUUCGUUCUGGGAAGGACGUAUACCCGUGAGAAUCUGUGAAACAUUCCAUGGUACCAGUCGUCCCUGUGCAGUUGCAUUUUUUUGGUCCCUUGUAGUCAGUUCCAACUCAGUGUUAAGUGGAGAUAGUAUUCUUUUUCAUAUUGAUCCAGCGAAAAUUGUAAUUUUUAGUUUGAUUCAAUCGAUUAAAAAUAUUGUAUGGUUUAGGUGAUCUCAUAAAAAGAACUUUUUUACAGUAUUCCCUUAGCAUAUAUCGCAUUAGUCGCAAUAUUCUAAACCCUAAUAAGUUAAGAGAGUGAGUUAGUGAACUACCGAAAAUGUUGAAUUUCCUGUCAUCUAAGAAAUCGUCUGGAGCAGGUCCGCUGCAAGGUUACAAGAUAACCAACAUCGAACGGAGCAAAAAGUAUGGCGUGGCUGCAGAUUCCCUUCGUAUGUUGAAAACGAAAGCCUCGGAAAAGUUCAAGCUAAACAGUUGUCGAGUCUAUCUCGCCCAGGAUGGUGUAGAAGUACUCGAUGAGGAUUAUUUUAGAACGCUUCCUGCUCAGGUUCUUUUUGUUGUAGCCGAACAGGAUGCGAUUGUCAAGACAGAUUUCGAGCUUAUGUAUGACGCAAUCAAGUCCACCCAUAGCGAGCUGCUACAGGCCGGCACCCUGGCUAAGGAGUUUGUCUGCAAUAACCAGAGCGACAUUGCCCGGCUGCUGCAAGACGCCCAGCACACCCAGAACCAGCAGACGGCCAAAAGUCGGCGCAGCGAGCACGAGGAAUGGUUUGAAGGUUUGCACAAAAGAACUGAUGAGAAAGGUCCCCAAACGAAGGAGGAAAUUAUGCAGCGCCGUGGACAAGAUCGAAUCAGAGGCUAUUUUUACAAAACCAAGGAUGAACUGACAAAAUGUGCCGUCUACAGGAGGAAUCUGAUGGCGAAGGAAUUGAUCGACGAGAUGUUGGAGCUGUUUCGUCAACUGCUUAUCGGUUUCGAUUAUUUUAGUUGCAUUUUCGACCGUAGUCAUCCGGAACGGCUUCCGGAUGCUCAGGUUUCCAAUCUGGUUCUUGCAAAUGAGAAAUCCGAUGAUGGAGGACAGGCCGAUGAGGUAGAUGCUCAACGUAUACCUUCCAAACGGAUGAAGUUAAUCGUCAAAAAGUCACUUGAAAAUAACCCUAAUCCUAUUGACAAAUAUCGAAUGGCGCUGUGCAAUUCAAGCGGUGAGUUCAGAUGCAUGGGUUUGUGGAACCAUCAGCAAUGCAAUUAUGGAGCCCAUGUCAUCAAUCCGUACGCCAGCCGCGAAAACAUGAUACUGUUCCAGGUGUGGAAUUUGGACCACCAGGUCGAAAUCAGCCGGACAGUGCUUCCUUCGAUCGUGGAGAACGUGUCGAGGAUGAUAUCCGAUGAAGCCGAAGCCAUUUGUAAGAUUCACAAUCGCCGGGGUAAGAAUCUCUCUGUGAUAACGUACUUUAUUGAAUUGUUUACCCUCGGGAACUUGAAGCUGGUUCACAUAGUUUGUCAUGACAAAAGUAUUCACGAUAUGAUCUCUCGAGGGGCCAUCAUCUGCGACAAGUGCUCCGAGUACAAGUACAUAAAGGCGCUUCAAAACAAAAUACGCUACAACAAAAACGCUUUACUGUAAACGGAACCUCCUUUUUCGU